UCACAACAUAAUAACCCCACAGACUACAGUAGUAGACAUUUGCAACUUUUAACACUUCAAUACUUCGACCCAUCUCUUUCUCUCUCUCCACUUCGUCACUCUCUUUUAGUUCACUCUCUUUGCCCCUUUUAGCCAGAUUCCAGUUCAACCCCAUCACAUCUAUCAACCCCUUCUCUUUCUCUCUCUAAAUUUUCUCUCUCUACAAUUUCUGUAAUAAUAAUGGGAGGAUGAACAUGAAAUGCCAACAAUGGCGAUGAUGAUGACAGGUGAACCCACUAAAAACACCGCUUCUGACAGCAACCCAACACCAACACAAACUCCUGCUGCUGUUUUUCAUGAUUUUCUUGGUGGUAAAGCUCCCAUCUUUCCCGCUGUCUCUCUUCCUCUCUCUGAGAAACAGGCGGGUAGUCAGUUGGAGAGAAUUUCAAGUUAUGGUCCAAAAAGUGAUCUAUCCGUGUCUGAGGUAAGUAAUCGGUUUGUGGGAAGCAAGCGGAGUCAUUCGGAUUCUGGUUUUACCGGAUCAUCAAGAGAGGGGAUUCCACAAAUGAUUCCUGAGAGUUCUCAUGUGAUGAAGAUGCUUCGCUGUGCAAGUGGUGGGGAUAGACUCAAAUUUUCACCUUUUGAUGGGCCUCUUCAUGGUGUACCUCAAAAUAUCAGGCCACUAUCUUCUUUUGUGUCUCAGACAACUAAUGCCAACUUUGUGAACUCUGAGAGGCUGAAUCCAACGAAUGUUGGAGGGAGUAGCAUGCAGUAUAAUGCUUGUGUCAUGAAGUCUUCUCCUCUCAUGUAUCAAGCACCCUCAAGCAGAUUGAGGGAUAUCAGCUCUGGUCCAUCAGUCUUGUCUCAGCUGGCUGCGGAUGAAGGGUCUAGAACUGGGAAUAAAGGCUCUGGUAUCUUCAAUUCGAUCACUGCUGGUAGCAAUCCAGUUACUGAGAGAAACCCUUAUGGGUUGCUUCCAAGUGGUUGCAACAUAAAGCCUGCCACUCAUAUAUCUGAUCCAGAACCAUCUAACCCUCCAAUUUUACGGGGCCUAAAUACAUCUGGAAGCAGACAAAUGACUAUAAUCUAUGGUGGUCAAGUCCAUGUUUUUGAUGAUGUUAAUCCAAACAAGUUAUUACAGGCAGAUGUUAUCAUGGCUAUGGCCGGAUCAAAUGGAGGAUCUUGGUCGACUAAUUUACCGAAAGCUUCACCCAGGACAACCACAAACGAAUAUUGUUUACCCAGCGGAGAGCAUGAAACAAAUCCACCUGCUGACCGUUCUUUUGUGCAAAAGUAUCGCAACCUAUUAUCUGUCGGUGCAAAUUCCAUCCAUGGAUUGGGCCCUAUCAACCAAGGUGGGAUGAUAGCCAAACAUGCAGGAACUUCAGCAACAGAACCUAGCCUCGAAACAAAGCGGGAGGUAUGACGAGGAUAUAUAUGAGCGCAACAGCAACAAAUCUUGCUAGUAGAUGAGCAGAUAAUAGUCUAACCUUGCUUUUACUAACUCUUGUUCAAGGUUUUUGCUGAGUAGAUAACUUUUAGCUGACUUUAAUUCCAGUAUUUAGAUAAGUGGAUUGGUAAUAGCAAGCUAUGUACAUGGUCUUAUGUAAUCAGAUUAAGUACCUUAAAUCGUUUUCUCGGGAACUCAAUGCAAAUCGAGCACCUGACUAAUUCCAUCUUGCUCAUGUAUUAAUUUCUGUAAGCUAACUGUUACUGAUUACCUCGUAUCAUGGUGAUGAAUUUCUCAGUGUAACAACUAAUAUUUACUCGGUAGUCCCCUUGUGCAGUUGUUUGUAAUUAGUUGUCACAUUGUGUCAAUCCCUCGUAAUGAAGGACAUGUUUUGAUUUA
Chenopodium quinoa (quinoa) is the source of this 1828-nucleotide messenger RNA. RefSeq names its product protein TIFY 8-like. Gene Ontology annotation, cellular component: nucleus. Gene Ontology annotation, biological process: response to wounding; regulation of jasmonic acid mediated signaling pathway; regulation of defense response. Bases 239 to 1405 code for a protein of 388 amino acids. The transcript has 6 exons. Lineage: Eukaryota; Viridiplantae; Streptophyta; Magnoliopsida; Caryophyllales; Amaranthaceae. The record is from RefSeq and is a predicted model, not a curated record.